Xenopus laevis (African clawed frog) is the source of this 1143-nucleotide messenger RNA. It is a transcript of the gene rdh7.2.L, whose product is annotated as retinol dehydrogenase 7, gene 2 L homeolog. Lineage: Eukaryota; Metazoa; Chordata; Amphibia; Anura; Pipidae. Gene Ontology annotation, molecular function: oxidoreductase activity. Gene Ontology annotation, biological process: steroid metabolic process. The record is from RefSeq and is marked provisional.
GCAGUUGUGUGCUGUACUGGAAUCACUGCUUGUUAAGCUGGUGUUUUUGUGAUCUGGCAGUCAGCAGUGAUACACUACAUCCGCUGCCAUGUGGGUCCUUCUACUGCUACUUGUGCCUCUGAGUCUCCUGUAUAGGUGGUACAAGGGCAGACAUAUUUUGGACAAUCUAACUGAUAAAUAUGUGUUGAUCACUGGCUGUGACUCUGGAUUUGGGAACCUGUUAGCAAGAAAGCUGGAUAGACGUGGGAUACAUGUGCUGGCAGCCUGUCUGACCGAUAGAGGGGCUGAAGAACUAAAAAAGCAGACAUCAAGCGGGCUACAGACAAUUCUCCUGGAUGUAACUGACAGCAAGAGUGUGAAAUCUGCAGAAAAGUGGGCUAGCCAGAUUGUUGGAGAUAAAGGGCUCUGGGGCUUAGUGAACAAUGCAGGAAUUAGUUUUCCUUGUGCUCCAAAUGAAUGGUUAACCAAAGAAGAUUUUAUAAAGAUCAUGAAUGUAAACCUGUUAGGCCUUGUUGAUGUGACAAUCAAUAUGUUGCACCUUAUCAGGAAAGCCCGAGGGCGUGUGGUAAAUAUAGCCAGCGUGGCAGGUAGAAUAACUUUCUCUGGAGGGGGAUAUUGCAUGUCCAAAUACGGAGUGGAAUCUUUCUCUGAUAGUCUCAGGCGUGAGAUGAGGCCGUUCGGUGUAAAGGUGUCUAUAGUGGAACCAGGCUUUUUUAAAACACAAAUAACAAACACAGAUUUAGUAAAUCAAAGUUUAGAAAAGGCCUGGAACAACACCACUGAGGAAAUCCGCCAAAGCUAUGGACAGGAAUACUUUGAAAAAUCGUGCAAGGCAUCUGAGACGAUUGUUCCAUUGUGCAAAGGGGAUCUUUCAUUGGUGACCGACUGCUUGGAGCAUGCCCUCACUGCGAUACAUCCUCGGACACGUUAUUCUGCUGGCUGGGAUGCAAAGCUGCUCUUCUUGCCUCUUUCCUAUUUCCCUACAUCACUAGUAGACUUUCUGUUUGGUAUUGAUAAUCCUAAACCAGCCCAAGGAGUAUGACUGCUAAAGUACUUCAUUGUAAAGAUUAGGUCAUGGAAAGCAGGUCUUUUGCAGUAAAAUGUUAGUUUCCAGAAUUGCAUGUAUUAUAAUAAACAUCACAA